This is a messenger RNA of Exophiala oligosperma, 1479 nucleotides long. RefSeq lists its product as uncharacterized. The record is from RefSeq and is a predicted model, not a curated record. The transcript has 4 exons. Gene Ontology annotation, molecular function: succinate-semialdehyde dehydrogenase (NAD+) activity. Bases 1 to 1479 code for a protein of 492 amino acids. NCBI's taxonomy places the organism in Eukaryota, Fungi, Ascomycota, Eurotiomycetes, Chaetothyriales, Herpotrichiellaceae.
AUGGGUCGAUCAUUACCAUUCAAGCUCGACGAUCCUGUUCUCUUCCAUGAGAUGUCGCUCUUGAACGGCAAAUGGGUUCAAUCCAGGUCUCAUGAGCAAUUUGAUAUCGAAGAUCCUGGCAGUGGCAAAGUGUUUGCGAGCUGUCCAACGAACAAGGUGGACGAUGUGGACAAUUACGUGCGCACCUCGCACGAGGCAUUUCGCGAAUACCGCCAUGUCAACCCGCGCCAACGUGCCAAAUGGCUGUUGAAAUGGCAUGACCUCAUCGCGAAUGCUCGAGAGGACGUUGCCAACUUGGUGACAUACGAGACCGGGAAGCCUUUGAGCGAGUCACGCGGCGAGAUAGACUAUGCCCUCGGUUUUGCGUGGUGGUUUGCAGGCGAGGCUGAGAGGGUGCGUGGCAGCAUCGCUAUACCCUCCAAUUCAGAACGCCGAACGUAUGUCAUCAAACAGCCAAUUGGUGUCAGUGUCGCGCUCGUCCCGUGGAACUUCCCCGUCGCUAUGAUCAUCCGCAAGGUCGCGGCCGCUCUGGCAGCGGGUUGUAGCAUGAUUGUGAAGCCGUCUCCAGAGACGCCGCUGAGCACAUUGGCACUUGCUGACAUGGCACUGCGUGCUGGUUUCCCCCCGGGAGUCUUUAAUGUCAUCACCACCGACAAUACCAACACACCUUCAGUCAGCGAAUCUCUUUGCAAACACCCUCUAGUACGAAAGGUAACCUUCACGGGCAGUACCGCAGUGGGAAAGCUCAUUGCCAAACACUGUAGCGAUGGUCUCAAGAGAGUAACUCUCGAACUAGGUGGUAACUGUCCCUUUAUCGUCUUCGACGAUGGAGACCUUGAACAGGCCGUGGCAGCCCUGAUGAUACUCAAGUGGCGCACAGCAGGACAAGCCUGCACUCAUGCAAACCGAGUGUACGUGCAACGUGGUGUUUAUGACAAAUUCGCGCAAAUGAUGGUCAACGCGACACAAAAUCUGCGAGUGGGACAUGGUGCUGAGCCCUCCACCACCAUGGGAGCUCUGACUACCAGUCGAAGUCUCGAAAAGCUGGAGCGGCACGUUGCUGAUGCCGUCGGCCAAGGAGGCCAGGUGCUCUAUGGUGGGAAGUCACUUAACAAGCACGGUGGCUAUUUCUUCGAGCCCACUAUCAUCUCCAACAUGACUCCUUCAAUGUUGACUACACGAGAAGAAAUCUUCGGGCCUCUUCUAGGUUUGUACAGGUUUGACACCGAGGAAGAGGUCGUGGGAUUGGCAAAUGAUACCUCUCUGGGCCUUGCCUCCUAUUUCUUCACACGCGAUGUACAGAGGACCUGGAGACUCUUAGAAAGCCUCGAGGCGGGAAACGCUUCCGGAGCAGAGUCCCCGUUCGGCGGGAUCAAAGAAUCAGGUUACGGUAAGGAAGCUGGAAAGGAUGUGGCUGUUGAGGAGUACUUGAUCGCGAAAACCGGCACUCUUACUGUCGGCACGAUGUCAAAAUUGUGA